AUGUCCACCUCCGAACCCCACCAAAUUCCCGAGGGUUUAGAAGAGGGUGACAUCCUCGACGCCGACGAUGCCGCUGAAGAGAUCUCCAAAGAUGACGACCAGCCGAUGGACGACGACGAAGGAGACUUUGAAGAUGAGGAGGAGAUACAAUUACAAAACGACUCGGUUGCACACUUUGACGCCCACACAGACAGCAUCUUCUGCAUCGCGCAACAUCCCACCAACCCCUCCAUCAUAGUCACUGGAGGCGGAGACGACACCGCAUACAUUUUUGACGCAUCCGUUUCUCAAGCAGUCACUCCAGCAGGCAGUGAACGGCAGAGUUUGGCCCCAGUACAAAAACUGGACGGACACACCGAUUCGGUCAACGCCGUGUCCUUUACGCUGCCGCGGGGUGAGUACGUGGUGACGGCUGGCUUGGACGGGAAGCUGCGGGCGUGGAAGAGCGAGGAUUCGUCGGCGAAGAAAUGGAGAUUUGUUGCAGAGGCCUCUGAGGUACAGGAGAUCAAUUGGGUGGCCGCGUCGCCGAAUGCCGAGCACGAAAAUGUCAUUGCGCUCGGCGCGAAUGAUGGCUCCGUUUGGGUGUACCAGAUCAACGCUGCCGACCAGGGGAGCCCAUUGACCAUCGUCCAGGCAUACUACCUACAUACCGCAUCUUGCACGGCAGGCGCAUGGACACCUGAUGGAAGUCUCCUGGCGACUGUGUCUGAAGAUGGGAGUCUAUACGUGUGGGACGUCUUUUCGACCGGCCAGGCAGUGGUGACUUGCACCGCUGCUGAUGCGCGCUUUGAGGUUGAAGGCGGGCUUUACAGCGUUGCGUGCACUUCGUCUAUCGUUGCCGUUGGAGGUGCAGGCGGCAACAUCAAAGUAGUCGGUCUACCGCAACCGGCGGAUCAAGCGAAGAAGACUGCCAAAGGAGCUGGCGCUUCUCGGCAACAGGCCUCAUCCGCCGGACAGCUUCUUGCCUCGUUACAAGCCCAGACCGACGGGGUGGAGACCCUCUCGUUUUCCUCCCCACCACUGACUAUUCUGGCGGCCGGCAGUGUCGAUGGCUCGAUAGCACUGUUCGAUACGGCCCAUCGGUUCGCCCUCCGACGACACAUCAAAGAAGCGCACGAAGAUUAUGCCGUAGUCAAGGUGGACUUUGUGCGCAACCCGCAGCGCGGAGGCUGGAUCUUGACCAGCGUGGGUAUGGAUGGAGUGGUGAGACGAUGGGACGUCCGCGGCGGAACCACAGCUGCAGGGCAGGGAUUCCUACAAGAGUGGAGGGGCCAUCGAGGAGAAGGAGAAGGCGGAGGCAUCUUGGGCUUCGUACAAGGCGGACAAGGCACGAGGCUUGUCACUGCUGGCGACGAUGGCGUUGCACUGGUUUUCGAAGCAGACAUUUCAUGA
Messenger RNA from Capronia coronata CBS 617.96, 1392 nucleotides. RefSeq lists its product as uncharacterized. NCBI's taxonomy places the organism in Eukaryota, Fungi, Ascomycota, Eurotiomycetes, Chaetothyriales, Herpotrichiellaceae. The record is from RefSeq and is a predicted model, not a curated record. The transcript has a single exon. The coding region runs from base 1 to 1392 and encodes 463 amino acids. Gene Ontology annotation, molecular function: protein binding.